Notechis scutatus (mainland tiger snake) is the source of this 2417-nucleotide messenger RNA. Lineage: Eukaryota; Metazoa; Chordata; Lepidosauria; Squamata; Elapidae. The record is from RefSeq and is a predicted model, not a curated record.
AGGAGGAAGAGGUUGUCGCUGCCUUGGUGGUGUUGACGACGACCCCAGCAACAGGGGCCUUUGUCCAAUCGCAAGCGCGGGCGCGGUUUUUUUUUUCUUCCUGCCGCCUUUCGAAGCUCGGCUUGGUAACCGCGGCCCUCCCUGGAGAAGGGGGGCUCCGUGCAGCCCCUCCCCACGCCGCCGGGUUGCACGGGCCUUUUGAGUUUUUCUUUGGAGCUGGCAAGGAAGGUGCUGUUUUGAAGUGAAGGUUGAAAAGAUAUUUUUACUUUUGAAAACUAAAGAUUGAAUGCUGUUGAUUACUAUGCAAGGUCACUGUCAUGAGUAUCGGAUCAACCAAGAGAAAGUGGGAAGAAAAACUGAAGAAUGUUGAGGAACUAGCAUCUUGCUAUAAGCGGAGGCCUCUCUGCUCCAGUUACAAGCCAAAACUGUCCAAUCCAUUGCAACCAUCUUCGGUUUGGAAGCUAUUCUAUCGGCAAAUUCAUGCAUUUAACUUUGCCAAGACUUGUAAAGAGAAGGAUGUUCAUGUAUUUGCUUUGGAAAAGUGCGAUGGAAAUAAUCAACGGCUCUAUCUUGUGACAACUUAUACAGAACUUUGGUUCUACUACCGCAAACAUGAAACAAAACUGAAGCAUUGCUAUGAAAUAAUCCCAGAAACAGCUGUUUGCAAGCUUUAUUUUGAUUUGGAAUUCUACAAGCCAACAAAUCAGGGAGCCAAUGCAAAUCAGAUGGUAGCAGACUUAAUUAAGUUUAUAGGUAGGAAACUAGAUGAAUACUAUGAAAUAAAAUGCUCAGCUGAGAAUAUUUUGAAAUUGGAUUCCAGUACUGAAGAAAAAUAUAGCUGCCAUUUAAUAUUUCUACUUGAAAAUGCUGCAUUUAAGAAUAAUAUCCAUAUAGGUAAUUUUUUAAGAACAAUUAUGCAACCUGCUAUUCUUUUAACUAAGAAUAAAGAUGCAAUGGACCCCCAAAACAUCAACUCUGUUGGUCGGUGUUAUAAAACUACCAUUGAUUUGCCUACAUGCCUUGAAAAUGAUAGUUUAGUCAAAGAUGUGUGUCAAAACUUGAAACUGGACUCUUACAAAAUAUCAGAAAAAGGAACAUCAGAAGAAAAUCCAGAUCUUUCAUUUUUAAUAGUGAAUGGUAAACAAGGAGAAAAGCAACUGUUUGUGGAUCUUGGAGUUUAUACAAAAAAUAGAAAUUUUCGAUUAUACAUGUCAUCAAAAGCAGGACGCACUGUCAUUUUGAAUAUUGCAGAAGAUAACAAGUUUGUUCCUAAACCUGUAAAUAAUUCUUGCAUAGACGAACAGUAUUUUUUGUCCUCCUUGAUCUGCAAUGUAAGAUUUUCAGACUGCUUAAAAAUUUUGUCCUGUGACAACCAAGAACAUGCAAGAGAACCACCUCUAUAUUUGGAAGCCAAAAUAUCAAGGACCUGUCUCGCUCCAAUAGAAGGAUGCCAUUGUUCACCUUAUCCAGAAAUUGAUAAUUUUGUUCACACUUUAAUCAAGAAAGAUAAUGUUCAAGGAGGGAUAAGAAGAUGGAAUUACUUUUCACUUGAACAGCUUAUUGUAUAUGACAUCUUCAACUAUCGGUGGUGCAGAAAUAUUGGCAGAGCUCACAAAAGUAAUAAUAUAAUGAUUAUAGUAGAUUUGAAAAAUGAAAAUUGGUAUCAGAAAUGUCAUGAUCCUAUUUGCAGAGCUGAAAACUUCAAGUCAGAAUGUUUUCCACUACCGGCUGAAGUAUGCUUGCCCUUCCUUUUCAAAGAGGAUGAAGAAUAUGUAGGUACAAUGGGUGAAAGUAAUACCGAAGAAAGAGCAAAUACAGUAGAUGCUACAGGCUUAUUGGACAACAUACCUUUUACUUCAGUGCAAGAAAAUAGCAAGCUAAACAAGAAAAGUUCAAAUGUUGAAUGGGAUCAUGAGCUUGAUGCCUGCCUUUUGGAAGCUUCUGAAGAUGUGGAACUAAUUGAAGCUACUGAUAUUUUUUAUACCCAGAGGAACUGUACUGUGGAUGAAAUAUCUGAUGAGCUCCUAGCAGGUGUUUUAAGAAAUUAUGAAGUAAAGGAAAGUUAUAAAAAUCUUGUGGAUGAAGUAAGUAUCACAUCAGCUGAUACAUUUGUCAGUACUGAAAAUCCAACAAAAACUUAACUUUAUUAUUUCUCUAAAACUACUCUAGUACUAUGUAUAUAAUAUUUUUUGUAUGUUUACUGUGGUUGAUAAAGAAUAAAGACAACUAGAGCUUAGAAGCAACUAGGUAUUAAAAAUAUGAAAUUUAGGAUUUAGGAAAAGUAUUUUAUUGAAUUGCCAAAUAUGUAAAUAGUAAUGCAAGUACAUAAUAAUGUGAAAUAUUUAGAACUUACAACUAGUUCUGGGCUCUAAAUAUUAAUUUCUCAACAACCAUCUUCUUUCUUGUUUCUUGGAAAG